Prunus armeniaca (apricot) is the source of this 693-nucleotide messenger RNA. Lineage: Eukaryota; Viridiplantae; Streptophyta; Magnoliopsida; Rosales; Rosaceae. The record is from the annotation of a GenBank genome assembly.
AUGGCAUCAACAAUUGGUCAUUUGUUUCAAGAUCAGAAUCUCAUUGUUCCCUCUCAUGGAUCUUCUCUUGGGGCGAAAGGUGAUACCUUCAGAAAACAAAGGAAAGGGGGGCUUGGUGCAAGGAAACCACUUGGUGAUCUAUCGAAUUCGGGGAAGCCUGCUCUCACCCAGGCGUCAAAAAAGCAGCUUUCCAAGGAAAUGGUUCAUGAUGCAAACAAUAAGAAAGCCUUUUCUAAGGCCUCAGAUAAGGUUCAGACCCGUAGCAGGAAGGCUCUAUCUGACAUUUCAAACUCACAGGCACCACAUGUGCAGAAGAAGCACAACAUGAAGUUGAGUGUUGUGGCGGAGGAGGCUAUUUGUCCUGGUGCUAUUGCAGAGGAACGAUUUCUGCACAAUCAUGAAGAAUGCAUUAAAGCACAAACCCAGGCUAUGGACAUGGAUCAUUUUCUGAUGACACUUGGACUACAUAAGGAUUCUUGCACGAAUCUUGCAUCUCCCUGGGCAGCACCUGCAUCGUCAAGUAAAUUUGAGCCGGAGUCUCCCCCGAGGUAUUUGGAUUUGGAAGAGAUGAAUGAUCUUGAACCAUCCUGGCUGUCUGAAAAGCUUGACUCACCUCCCUUCUCUCCAAAAUCACCAAGUUUCCACACUGUUUCCUCUCUGUUUUCGGAGGACUGUGACUUCCAGUUGAUGUAA